AUGGCUGUCGAAUCAGAGGAAGUUCACCAUGAUUCAUCUGAAGAAUACGACUCUGAAGAAUACGAAGAUGAUGAGGAGGUGCUCGAUACUGAGCACAUAGAUGUGGAAAUGGAAGAAGAUGAUUUCAAGACACAGGGUAAAGAGAGAUGCAAGGAUGCUUUCCUUAACUUCAGUUACGAUUAUGAAGAUAAUGAAGCUAAUGAAGACAAUGACUUAGUUGAUGAAGAUGAAGAAGGGUUUGGUUCAGAAGAGGAAAUCAAUGACACAUCAGGGGCUAAUGAUCUUGAUUUGGGAGAUACGGUUGGUGCAGGCUUCCCCAUUCAUGACCCAUCAGUUAAGUGGAAUAAGAUGAAGCCCCUUCUUGGUGAAAGGUAUGAAUCACCACAUCAGUUGCAACAAUGUCUCACUAAUUAUGCUAUUAAGUCAAGGUAUAACAUUAAAUUUGCGAAGUGUGACACUGUGAGAUUAACUGCCAAAUGUGGUUCUAAGAUGAAGUCUCAACCCUGUCCAUUCAGAGUUCAUGCUUCCUGGAUGACUCAAGAAAAGUCUUUUCAGAUUAAAACCUUAGUCGAUGAGCACAAAUGUGUUAGAAAUUUCAAUAUUUCAAAUUUACUGAGUCCCAGAUGGCUAGCAAGACACUUUUUGAAGGAGUUGAUAAUGAAACCUAACUUGAAGUGUAAGGAGAUGCAAUCAAUAAUUAGGACCAAAUUUCAUUGUGGUGUGUCUUGGUCUAAGGCUUACAGAACAAGGUGUAGAGCAAUGGCCAUUAUAGAUGAAAAGUGGGAAUCAGUGGUUUGUCCAGCUGCUAUCAAGAAAAUGAACAAGUUUGGAGAGGAUUUGAGGAAUUGGAAUGUGAAUCCAAGUGGACCAUCUAUUUUUGAAGCCAGGAAUGGAUUAGAAGGAGGUAGUAGAGGUGGUGCAAGGGGUAUUAGAGGUGGUACAGGGGGUAAGAGAGGUGGUGCAGUGGGUAACACAGGUGGUGCAAGAGGUGGUGCAGUGGGUAACAGAGGUGGUAAAAGAGGUGGUAGGGGUAGUAAAAGAGGUGGUAGGGGCAGUAAGACAUCUGUUGGAAUUGAAGGUGGUGGAGUGGCUGAAGUUGAAGGUGGUGGAGUUGAAAAUGAGGAUGACACUAUUCCUGAAAAAUAUUUAGUCCAUUUAUGGAAGGCAAUGCAAGAUUUGAAACUAUCAGGGUAUUCAAUUGAAGAAAUUAAAAAUACACUUAGUCUGACAGAUUCACAUAUGAAACAACUCAAUGAUUACAAUGACACUAUUGAACAAGUUCUUCCUAUGUCUAUGAGGAGUAUCCACCUCAGUCUGAGACAGAAGAUGGGGCUGAAGAAAUUAUCCCUGAGACACAACCAGAAAGUGAAGAAAGAAGAAGAAGAAGAAGAAGAAGAAGAAGGCAUUAAUGACACCCAGGAAUUACCAGUACACCUUAGGAUUGUGAAAAGAAGAAGGCCCUCUGAGAGGAUUGUUAAAACCAAGCUGAAGAAGAUGGGAUGUGUUGGGACUUCUGCAAAUUCAGCAUUGGAGUUGGAUUAG
Molecule: messenger RNA, 1542 nt
Organism: Lactuca virosa
Lineage: Eukaryota; Viridiplantae; Streptophyta; Magnoliopsida; Asterales; Asteraceae
Source: the annotation of a GenBank genome assembly